Messenger RNA from Sorex fumeus (smoky shrew), 5898 nucleotides. RefSeq names its product round spermatid basic protein 1 like (gene RSBN1L). The coding region runs from base 35 to 2686 and encodes 883 amino acids. Gene Ontology annotation, cellular component: nucleus. The record is from RefSeq and is a predicted model, not a curated record. The transcript has 9 exons. Lineage: Eukaryota; Metazoa; Chordata; Mammalia; Eulipotyphla; Soricidae.
GAGCCGAGGAGAGUAAAUACAACAGGAGCGCAAAAUGGCGGAGCCGCCGAGCCCUAUGCACGGCGCUGCCGCCGCCGCCGUCUCGGAAAAGGAAGCCUUGGGCAAGCUGCAGCCCCCCUCCCGGGACCCGCCAGGUCCUCUGUCCGCCAAGAAGGUCCGGACUGAGGAGAAGAAGACGCCGCGGAGACUGAACGGAGAAGGGAGCAGCGGCGGCCACAGCAGGCAGCUGCAGCCGCCGGCGGCACCUUCGCCUCAGAGCUAUGGCAGCCCCGCGGCUUGGAGCUUCGCCGCUCUGUCAGCCGCCCCCUCGCCGUCCUCUGCUCGCAGCGGGUUCUCGUUCUCGGGCAGCCCGGGGUUGCCCUCCUCAGCCGCCGCCGCCGCCUCGUCUCAGCCGCUGCCGCGCAAACUGCUGCUGCCUCCUACGCUGCUGCACGCGCAGCCCCCGCGGCUGCUGCUGCCGCCCGCCGCCGCCGCUGCCGUCGCCGUGUCCCCGGCCGGCGCCAAGCCGCCGCGCAGACCUAAGGAGAAGCGGGACCGGGAGCGGCGCAGGCACGGCCUCGGCGGGCCGGGCGAGGCCGGCGGGGCCGCGCGCGAGGAGAACGGGGACGUGAAGCCGCAGCCGCGAGAUAAAAUCAAAGAUAAAAUUAAAGAGAGAGAUAAAGAAAAAGAGAGAGAGAAAAAGAAGCAUAAAGUAAUGAAUGAGAUCAAGAAAGAGAAUGGGGAAGUAAAGAUUUUGCUGAAAAAUGUGAAGGGAGAGAAAGAGAGAAGUACAUGUUCUAGAAAGAACACAAGCUUCUCCAGGGUGGAAAUAAACAAGCAAAGAAACAGAAAAAGGAGCAAGCAAGGUGGGAAGGAGAAACAAAAAACAAAUGUAGAAGACUUACAAAUUAAAAAGGUUAAGAAGAAAAAGAAAAAGAAACAUAAAGAGAAUGAAAAACGGAAGCGUCCAAAAAUGUAUAGCAAAUCUAUCCAAACCAUCUGCUCAGGAUUGCUAUCUGAUGUUGAAGAUCAAGAGGCCAAAGGCAUCCUAAAUGAUAACAUAAAGGAUUACAUUGGAAAGACUCUGGAUAACAAGAACUAUGAUUCCAAAAUUCCUGAGAACAGUGAUUUUCCGUUUGUCUCAUUGAAAGAGCCACGGGUUCAGAAUAACCUCAGAAGGUUGGACACUUUGAAGUUCAAACAGCUCAUUCAUAUUGAGCACCAGCCUAAUGGAGGGGCAUCAGUUAUCCACGCCUACAGCAAUGAACUCUCCAACCUGUCUCCUGUGGAGAUGGAGAGGUUUGCAGAAGAGUUUGUGGGUCUAGUAUUCAGUGAGAAUGAAAACUCUGCAGCUUUCUAUGUAAUGGGUAUUGUUCAUGGGGCAGCUACUUACUUACCUGACUUUUUAGACUACUUUUCAUUUAAUUUUCCCAAUUCACCAGUGAAAAUGGAGAUAUUGGGAAAGAAGGAUAUAGAGACUACAACUAUGUCCAAUUUUCAUGCUCAGGUAAAAAGAACAUAUUCUCAUGGUACUUACAGAGCUGGCCCAAUGCGACAAAUCAGCUUGGUGGGAGCAGUUGAUGAAGAAGUGGGAGAUUACUUCCCUGAGUUUCUUGACAUGUUGGAAGAUUCGCCAUUUUUAAAAUGUACACUGCCAUGGGGGACACUAUCUAGUCUAAAAUUAGAAUGUCGAAAAGAUAGUGAUGAUGGUCCCAUUAUGUGGGUGCGUCCUGGAGAACAAAUGAUCCCUGUGGCUGAUAUGCCAAAGUCACCUUUCAAAAGGAAAAGAACUACCAAUGAAAUAAAAAACCUGCAGUACCUACCUCGAACUAGUGAGCCUCGUGAGAUGCUCUUUGAAGACAGGACAAGAGCCCAUGCAGAUCACAUAGGACAAGGUUUUGAACGACAAACUACAGCUGCUGUUGGAGUACUGAAAGCUGUACACUGUGGAGAGUGGCCUGAUCAACCUCGAAUAACCAAAGAUGUAAUUUGCUUUCAUGCUGAAGAUUUCUUAGAAGUAGUUCAGAGAAUGCAGUUAGAUUUACACGAACCACCCCUGUCCCAGUGUGUCCAAUGGGUUGAUGAUGCAAAACUUAAUCAGCUGAGGAGAGAAGGUAUUCGCUAUGCCAGGAUUCAGCUGUAUGAUAAUGACAUUUAUUUUAUUCCAAGGAAUGUUGUUCAUCAGUUCAAGACAGUUUCAGCUGUAUGCAGUUUGGCAUGGCAUGUUCGGCUCAAGUUGUAUCACUCAGAUGAGGACACUGUUCAGAAUACAACUACUCAUGUAACAGGCACAUUAUCAGAUUCCACAUCUUCAGUUCUCGGACCUUGUGUUGAUAAGAUGGCUAGUGCUGUAAGCAAAAGUUCCUUGGAUUCUGUUUUGUCAGACAAGCUUCACUCUGCACACGAAUUACAGCAGAUUAAACAUGAACCUAUGUCAUCUGUAAGAAUCAAGGAAGAACCUAUGAAUGUUUGUAUUUCUGAAAAGACUAGAGCACAGAAUAAUAUGGAUAGCAAGAAUGUUAAAGCAAAAUUGGAUCAUGUUCAAUUCACAGAAUUUGAGAUGGACACGGACUCUAAAUUUGAAAAUAGCAACAAAGAUUUAAAGGAAGAAUUGUGUCCUGGAAGCCUCAUAAGUCUGGUUGACACAAGGCAACAUAAUUCAGCACAUUCGAAUCAAGAUAGAAAAGAUGAUGACAUUUUGUGUUAAAUUUGUACAUACCACUUAAAAUUUUUUUUUAAAAAAAGCUUAAUAAUGUAAUAAAGAUUCAUGAAUUCUGAAUGCAAGUCAGAGACUUGCUCCCAAAUCCUGUUACAAAAUAUAGUUUAUGUAGCUUUGUAACAUUCCUCAGUGCCUGUCCAUAACUGUGAAUUAUCAAAGCACUUAGGGCCAGUUGCACUGUAAACACUGCAGGUCUAAACAGAAUUCUUUAAAAAGUUAUUUGAGUUGGAGUCCUAAGUUUUAAAACAGAGCUGACAUUAUCAUUUAUGUGUGUGUGAUGUGUGUUCUGUGUGUAUGUGUGUGGAUGUUUGUGCAUACAUGUAUGUUUGUGUGUGUGUAUAUAUACACACACACACAUAUAUACACACACAUGCAGGCAUGCAUACUUUUUUUCAUAAUAUGAGCCAGAAUUCCUUUUUGACAAUUUAUGGCUUUUCCAUAGAGCUUGUUUAUACAAUCUUCCCACCCCCCAUUUUAAAUAUGUCAACACAGUAGUGUAAAUAAAUUUUAAAAAUCUUUUUAGUGUGAUUUAUACUGAAAUGUGAGCCGCUUAAUAAAGGUUCAUGUAAUAUGUUUUCUGUUGAGAUGGAAAAAAGAUUGACAAUUCAGUUACAUCAUCUGAUCUAUUAUGUUUCUGCUGGUAUAUCCAUUUACGAUGGUAAUGGGUUACAAAUGUAUAGUUUUCAAAUUAUCAAUACUUAAGUUUUCCACACUGCAAGCAUUUUAAAGAUUGUUAUGAAGGAUGUGUGUGUGUGUCAGUGUGUGUACAUAUGUGUCUAUAUGGGAAUGUAUGGUUACCAUAUUUUGCAUAAGUGCUGGAUAAUAUGGAGUACUUUUAAAAUAUUAAGAGCAGUUUAGGUAAUAAUUUUAGAAAGUUUGGAGAAACAAGGUCCAUUAAUGACAUCUAACUUUCUAAAUAAUGUGGCCAGAUUACCACUUAGUCCUAAAAUACAUUUAAAAACCAGCUGAAUAAAAAUCUUUAGUUACAGGAAAUUUACUUGUAAGCAAUUAGGAUCCGCUUUUACGUUUUCUUACAAACAGGAAGAAAAUAAGGCAAAUACAAAGUGUUAAAAUAAGGGCAGUGACUAACUGCCAUAUAUAGAGAUAGAACUAAGAAAAUAGGAUGUUUCCUCAGCUCUCUAAGGAUCUCUAGUCCCUAUCCUAGCAAGGUAAAUAGAAUUUUCUCAAAAGGAGCUCUAGAAAAGAACAUUGGAAUAGGAAACCAGAUUGCCAUUGCCUCACUAAAGAUGACUUAAAACAAAACUCCUCAGUGAGCACUAUUUCAGACUGCAUUCACUGGUACCACUGCUGUAAUCAAGUCAAACAAAUCUCUUUACUGUAGCCUUAUGUAAAUAACUCUGCUUAUUGCAAAUGUAGUUUAUUUGUCUUUAGUAUUCUGGGUUCAUGCUUUGAUGAAUUUCAAAGUGUGUGUGUGUGUGUGUGUGUGUGUGUGUGUGUGUGUGUGUUUGCGUUUGUGUGUGUGUUUGCGUGUGCCUGCGCGUGCGUGUGCAUGCUCACACAUUGCCAUUUGGGCUAAUGUUCUAUUUCAGUGGCUUCUGCUCAAGUCUCAUCUGUGUUAUUUAUAAAACUGCUUAUCUUCUGCUUACAAAGAAACUUCAUUUAGAGACAUUUCAACAGUUAAAAAACAAAAAACCAAACUGCAGCAAUGAUGCCAUUUCUGGCCCUCAGUUUAAAAGGGUAGGAAAUCUUGAUGGUUUGUAGGAAAUCAAUAUAUUUGUAACAUAGGGAUUUUUAUGGGAUAAAGAAGGUAUAAUCAUGUAAAUAGAAAUUUUGUGGGUUGUUCCCCUCCCCCCCAGUGGACUUCUAUUUUAUAUAUUACUGUCUUAUUCUGUUCCUCAUCGCUUUGUGUAUUUGCAUCAAUCUUUUGGAGAAAGAUACAAGUUCAUAACAAACCAGUAUUGAGAAAUAGAUGGGGAUGUGGCUAAAAUGCAUUUUAUUAUUUUUAAUUGAAGAUUUAUAUAUGUAAUAGUUUGUUUUUCAAUUUUCCAGUAAUGUACACAGAGAUGCAUGAAGUCAUAUUGUAAUAAAGUGUCUUUAGGGAAUCCUUUCAAAAUAUAUGAGCCUUAAACUUUUAUCUUUAAAACAUACCUAAAAUAACCAUAAUGGUUGCUUUUAGGCACAGUUUCUUAUAUAACCUAUAUCCAAACUUCUCCAUAUUAAAAAAAAUUGUUUUGUAAAAUGCAUACCUCUGUUAGAGAUGAAGUAUAAAUCAGUGGGCUCAGAUUUCAAGUUAUAGCCAUGUCACCUUGAAUAAUGCUUAUGUUUCUUGUCUUACGGGUUAUAAUUUUAAAAUCCUCUUGAGAUGCAGUCUGAGAUCUUUUUGACUACCUUUGUUAUACACAAAUUAUUUCUAUUUCAAUAUUGCAUUAUAUUAAUGGUUUCUAGUUAGUACAUUCCAGUUCUUUUUUCUGAACACAGAUUUUUUGCUAUUAUUUCCAGUUUCUUGGAUCAGAACAAUAAAGCAGUUCAGAUAAUAGUUCCUACGUGAUCUAUUCUAUAUAUUGUUGUUACAUAAAUUAUUAAGUUGAUACAGAUUUUUUAAAAAAUUAAGGUAACUCAGUGGUGUCUGCUACAGUGCUUUUGUUUUUAAAUCACUUUUGUUUAUGCCCAUUUAGCUAAGUAAUAUAUAUUCCAUACUCAGGUUAGCUGGCUAGCUAGCAAAAAAAUUAAGCAUUUGUAAUAUUAGUUGAAAAGUUUACUGAAGCCAUAUUCAUUAUAUUCCUCUCACUAAGGCUGUUGACCAUAAAGAAAGACUAAGUUGAUCUAGUACGACACGUGUGUGUGUGUGUGUGUGUGUGUGUGUAUUACAUAUACAUGUAUAUGUCCACACAUAACUAUGCUUUGUUCCACAUAAUCAUUUUUAAUCCAUUCUGUAAGUUUGGGGGAAUCAUGAAAGAUAGGAAAGAUUUUAUUUUUUAGGUUAGCUUCAAGGUAUUUUAUUAGUGUUUGUGAGAGUAAGACAUUUCCCCUCAAUACUUAGAUAAUACCAUUUUGUAAAUAAUAAAUUAGCACUGUUUUGGUAAAUUUGCAUUGAGUUACUUUUUGGAAAAAUUCACGUCAUGUAAAGCAAAUAUAAAAAAAAUUUUUAUUUUUAGCAAAGGUGCAAGAUUUGCUUUUGGAGUUUGAGAGGAGUUUUCCUUGUCUUCCACCUUUCAAUAAAUACUAAAACUGAAAACUAA